GCCUAGCUCUACCCGGAACCAUUAUGCAGACAGGAAACUACCAUUUUAACGCUAGCAGCAUCGGAGGAGCCGUCGUCUACAGAGGGGGACACCUAAAACUGACAAGGGCGGAAAACAGCCGAGCGUGGAGAAAAGAGGGAAAAACACGACGGAAACUAAACAAAGGCGCCGUUUGGGUGAAGACGAGCGGCGAGCCGGUCGAGCAGUAGGACCGUGGCGUCAGACAAUGGACAUAUCGGACCAGGCCAGCGGAAAUAGUUUUUGUUAGCGAGUGAAAAGCAGCCCUCCCGGGCCGAUGGAGAGCCAGGCCUUUCACAGUGUUUUUCCAUGGAUGAAGAAAAAGGCCCCGCUGACAGGCAGUAGGGACCCCGCUCUCACGGCGCACUCUCCGCUCGAUGUUUUCACACUUUUAUUCCCGUGUUUCUGAGCUUUUUAUUGCACCCAGCCAUCGUAUGCCACAAGGCUGUCGACCUGAGGUCACCGGUUGUCGGCGGAGAAGGCGAACAGUUUCGCCCCCACAGCUGCUUUCCAACUGGGAUCUCAAGACCUGUGGAUCAGCCGGCUGUCCAAAUAACUCCAUGAAGGGCGAGAAGGGCAGUGAAGCUAUGGUUCAUCCUGCACUGAAGUAACGGACUCCGCUGUCAGCAUACGGUUAUGGAACACUUUGAAGAAACACUACAGACUGUUUUUUAGUAUCAUGUAGUUUACUGCCUAUUUAUGACCCUUUUUGUAACAUCCCACAGAAGCACUUGAAAGCUUCACUCUUGAAUGGAGAGUUUAAGUAUUAGUGAUACAUUUAUGUGAGAAAAGCAAGCGUCGGCCUUUGGUGGAUUAUAGUGGCUCGCUGGAAGUUUGGGUAGAGAUCACACCAGGACUACCUCUGAACAAUCACACCUUGUCAGCUUGACAAGGGUUUUUUUUGCUGUUUCCAGCAAUUACAGACUUAGUGCACGUGGCAGUUGUGGCUUCGUUGCCACAGCUGUAUUGGGAGAUGUUCCAGUUCAGCAAGUACCCCAUGGACAUUUUAGAGAUGCUAAGUGGACACCAAGCCCACCAGUUCAAAGGCCUUGGAUUAGAGCGACAACUGAGCCACCAACAGCAAGUCCAGCUGCAGCAUCAGCAGCAGCUCCAGCAGCAGCACCAGCCCUCCGGUGACAGCUCUGGAAGCCUCCUGUCUGGCCUCGGACUCGGAUCUCUCCAGAGCUCUCGGAGCAACGCCUUCGCUGACUCCUCGUCGUUAUUUGCCAAGAUGAGCGCCCCUCCCCCGCCCAUCUCCCACCAGAGCCAGUCGUCCUCUUCGUCCCACAGCUCCAGAAAAUCCAGCAAGAUGAGCAGCAGCAGCAGCAGCGGGAGUGGGAGCUCCUCGUCGGGGUACCCCCAGUUUCUGCGGCCUUUUCACCCGGCCGAGGCCGCGCUGGCGCAGGAGCAGCUCCACUCUGGGAUGGGACGGUUUGACUUUGGUGGGAGCAGCAGUGGAGGAAGUGCGGGGGUCAUCGGGGGGGUCGUCACACCUGCGCCACCGCCUCCCCCGCUGCAUCCAGGCCUCUCUGUCCCCCAGCCUUCCCCCGGUCCCCCCUCUUCCUCACCCUCUCCCUCCACCUCGUCUUCAGCCUCCAACAACCCCUCUGGCAGCACUGCAGUCCCCCUAGUCGGCCAGUCUGACCCCCGCAGCCUCCACCAGCAGUUCAGCUGCAUGCUUGCCGCCAACCAGUACUUCCUGUCCGGCGUCCCCACCAACAGCAGCCUGGAGCAGUUCCUUGUCCAGCAAGGCACUCACAACCACUUGGGCUUGGGUCUGGGGCAAGGGGCCACUGAUUCAAACUCAGCCCUGGCCCCUCCCCCAGCCCUCCACUCCUCCCACAGCCACAGCCACACAGCUCCACAGCCUCAGCAGCAACAACAACAGCUGACCCCUCAUGCCUUAUCUCAUCCACACAGCCACACUCACCACCCGCACCCUCUCCACCCGGCCCCCCAGCCUGCCCCGCUGGGUGGCUUUGAUUUCCAAGGCAUUCCAGUCCUUUCCUCGAACCAAAUAGCAUCACUAAUGCAGCAAGAGGCCGGCCUUCCCCUCCCCCUGCCGCUGCACCUGUCCCUCUCUAAAGAUGACACAGGAAAGACGGGAGACAGCUCGUCUUCGUCGGCUUCGAGUGGAGGAAGCCGGAGAAAGAAAGCGAUGGCAGGCUACCUGCCCCAGAGGAAAGCGGACAGUAGUAGCCACAGUCACAGCAGUCACAGCCAUAGCAGCAGCAGUGUUAGUAACUGCCAUAACAGCAGCUCAAGUGGGCACAGUCAGAGCUCCUCAUCAGGCCUCGUGGGAGGAGGAUCUGGGAUAAGUGGCAUCGGAAGCGAGCCACCGCAUUCCUCUCUCCUCUCAUCGUCAUCGCAGCAGCAGCAGUCGUCCUCCGCCGUCUCCUCCUCUUCCUCUGCCCCUCCUCCCUCUAACUCCACCUCUGUGCUUGUAGCCAACGGCAACCAACAAUUGUCCAAAUCCCAAGAAAGCCACAGUAAUAGUUCAUCGGGCCAGCCCGAACCAGAACCCCUCUACCACUGUGGUGAGUGUGGUAAAACCUUCACCCACCUCUCCAGCCUUCGAAGGCAUCUCCGCAGCCACGGCUUGACACCGGAAAGCCAAAGCAGGAAGUCAGACUGUAACUCCCCCAGCCCUGAGAGGAUAUUCUGCUGUGGUGAGUGUGGGAAGAGGUUUAAAAAGAGGGGUCACCUCAUCCAACAUAGCGUCACCCACUCAGAAAACCGGCCCUUUGUCUGUAACAUCUGCCAGAAGUCCUUCAACCGUCGAGAGUCGCUCACAAGACAUGAGAAGAUUCACGACGAGAAGCCUUUCCGCUGCCCGGCUUGCGGCCGUUGCUUCCGUGAGAGCACCUCUCUUCUCAAUCACGCUGCUUCAGGUGCCUGCGGCAAACCUCCUCGGAGUUCAAAAAACCGGGCCAGCACCGGCGGGAGUGGGUCAUCCAAUCCCAGCAGCAGUAAAAUGGGAAGCAGUGGAAGCAGGGUAGGAAUUUCGAAUGAUGGGGCGGCGAUGGCUAAUGAUAAGUAUGCAACAGAUUAUUCCAGAAAUCGCUACCAGAACCAGUCGUCCUACAACAGCGGGGUCGAGGACUACAGGCGAUCACAAUCCUCAUCUCUGUACCCCUCGGAGAGUUCGCUAGCCAGUGAAAUGACCAGCCAAACACUCCGGAAGGCCCCUUUAGCCCCAACUCUUCAUCCCCACCCACAGAGCCAGCAGCAACAUCACCACCACCACCAACCGCAGCAGCAGCAGCAACAACAACAACAACAACAGCCCCACCUCCCCCUCUCCUCGCUAUUGGACGAUUCGGAUGAUGAGGUCACCAGCAGUGCGAUGUCGGCCAUUGCCGCUGCGGCCGCAGCCUCCUGCGACAUAAACACAGAAAGCCGGGAAGGAGAGAGGAGAGAUAUCAUCGGAGGCCUGCUGGGGGGGUUGGGGUUUGGUAACAUGGGCGGCCCUUCAUCUACGUCCAGCCUCAACGGCUCCACCAUACCUUUGACCCACCCGAGCCAGCCCCACACGAAACCCAGGAGGCCGAGGAAGCCCAGGGAGAAAAGGGACCCAAGCACCAUCGUCAGGAGAAGAAGGAGCCCCGCUCCUCCGGGGGACGGGUCAGAAAGGCCGUACAGCUGUCAGAUCUGCGGCAAACGCUUCAGAAGGGCAGAAACCCUGCGGCGCCACAACCGCGUCCACACGGGGGAGAAGCCUCACGCCUGUGACGUAUGUGGCAAAAUGUUCCGUGAGCCUUUCCACCUCACCAAGCAUCUGACUGUGCACUCCGGCCAAAAGAACUACAAAUGCAAUCUGUGUGGGAAGAUGUUUGCCUAUGCACAGAGCCUGGUGAGGCACGGGAAGCUGCACAGGAAAGGGGAGAUCGACAACCAGGGGAGGAGGAUUAAAGGUGUCGCCGCUGCCAUAAGUCAAGUCGCCAACUCUGCAAAUUCUGACUACUUCUCAUCCUGCUCCCAAGGAGAAAAGUCUCCGACGUCCGGCACCCCCUCUCAGAGGCUGUAUACCUGCACGGUGUGUUGGAAAUCAUUCCGACACUACUUCCACCUGACGGCACAUCAGCAGACUGUCCACGGCGGCGGAGUCGGCCUGGAAAAGUCCUUUCGUUGUGAAGUAUGCGGUAAAGCCUUCGCCUACUCCAACAGCUUAGUGCGGCACAAGCUGUCUCAGCACGGCAUCGACCGCAACGGACAGCGCGUCAACCAGUCCCAACCCUCUGGAUACUCGCCGCUCUUCUACGAUUCUGGAUCAGGUCCCAACUACGCCGGGUCGUCUCACAUGCAGCAAGGGGCCCCUGGGCAGCAGCAGCAGCAGCAACAACAGCCGCAGCAGCAGCAGCAGCAGCAGCAGCAGCAGCAGCAACAACAACUACAGCUGCAGCACCCUUUUCACUACCGCUCAAAAAACUUCCAAAAGCGGCAUGGACAGACAAAAAAGCACCGAAAGAAAAAAAGGCGAGUGGUGAUCCACAGCAUCAUGAGAGACGGAAAGCUGGUGGGCGUCCCGCUGAGUAAAGACACCCGCAAGAAGCUGAUCAUUCUGAGGAAAAAGAGGGGCAAACUGCAAGCACAGCUCAACAAAAAAAAGAUGCUGGCCCAGCUGAGGAUAAAGGGCGGCGUGAUGAAAGUGAAGGCGUGGAGCGGCGGCGCAGUCAGAGUCACCGGGCUCACCUCAAUGGAUGUUCCUAUCAAGCGAUUCCCCUGCCCCAUCUGCCCCAGCGCCACAUACGCCAAGCAGGGUUCUCUGCUGGUCCACUACGCCAUCAGGCACCCGCCAAGAAACUCAGGCCGCCACGCCCGUCUGCGGUGCCAGGUGUGUGGAAGACGCACCGGCUCCUUACACAAAGCCUUGAAACACAGGGGCCAGCAUCUUAAACAAGCCGCAUUCCAGUGCUGCAAAUGCCGACACCGUUUCUGGAACCCCGGGCUUCUGGGGCGCCACAAGUUCUCCUGUCGGGGGUUGACCGCCGGCAGCGGGGGUGGGAACUGGGGACUAAUGAAGAUGAAACCUCUUUCCUCACAUGACCAGUCAGAUAAUGACCAUUCACCAGUCCAGCUAACGGUCCCCGUUCUGGUCCAGCCUGAGAGAUCAACAGUUCUGACUGAGUACAGUCAGUAAAAAAUACUUUUUUCUAGACUAGAUUGUUUUUACGUUUAUUUUUUUUAAAUAAUCCAAGACGCAAGCAAGAGCUAGCAAGUUUUUAACAGAAAAAGAUGUGAGAGUGGGGAGGGGAUAUCCCCACGCCGCUCCCAGUCCUGACUGACUCCAGCAAAGGUGGUUGAUGAAUUAGUGUGGACUUCAAAAGGCCCAAAAUCAGAACCACCCUCAGUAUCUGCCCCCCCUUCCCCGAAGGAGAAGGACCUCUAGACCACGUGACAGUUUUAGUAGCACCAGUUUGACAAAUGCAUUAAUCCAGUUUCCAUCACCUGUUUUUUUUAUUUUUAAUUAUUUUACCUUUAGCAGUGUUGGCGCAUACAUAUGGAUCGGAUGCCUGUUGUAGAAGUGAGGUACCUUUUAGUACCAGUUUAUUUUUUCAAUUUGUUUUCACAUUAUUCACAGUUAAACAGUAUAGUCUGUGUCUCUUGCUCUGUGUGUUUAUUUGUUACCCCAGUGGAGGAUCUCUCACUGUUUGUAAUGAGAUGAUAUCUGCCCUCAAGAUAAAUUCAUCUUUAAAGAAAAAGGAAACUCAGACCUGACAGUCUCAGAACCCCGUGAAAAGGAUUUUUAUAACAGUAAAGGCUCUUAUCUGUCACAAAAGGCGAAGCUAGUCGAUGUGCCGAAGUGGCUGAUAAUGAAAAAAAGGAGUUGGGAUAAAACAGAAACGUGUUGGUGACCUUGUUUUUAACGUACACUACUUUUGUCGUUGUUUAACGAGGCGUGGACGGCGAGAAAACGCGGCUCAAACUGUUCAAUGUGUUCAGGAUUUGAAAAGGACAACAGAAAUAACCGGAGUGUACUGUACAAUUCGUAUUAUAUUUUAUUAUAUAUUGAUUAUUUGCUGUUUUUUACUCCAAGUAUCAUUUCUUUUAUCAUUGUUGGUAUCGUAUGGGUGGGAGGGAAUGAGUUGGGGACUAUCUUUGUAAAACAGCGGGACGAGUAUAUGUAUCGAUGUGAUAUUUUUUCCCCCUCCCUGUACUCCUUUUACCUGCUCCCUCAUUGCCACAGUUAUGCCCAAUUUUUGUAACAAAAGCGUGUACACAUAGUUCAUUACUUAGGUUCUGUCCAGACGUGUUUUUUCUUUUUUCUGUAAAACUAAAACAUGUAAUAUUAUUACUAAAUUACUAUCCUUUUCUUUGCCUAAAAGUGAGUUGUUGAAAACCCUCAAAUCAAAUAAAAAAAAUCUGAAACGU
Molecule: messenger RNA, 6390 nt
Organism: Chelmon rostratus (copperband butterflyfish)
Lineage: Eukaryota; Metazoa; Chordata; Actinopteri; Chaetodontiformes; Chaetodontidae
Exons: 3
Coding region: 992-5158 (1388 amino acids)
Biological process (GO): regulation of transcription by RNA polymerase II
Cellular component (GO): nucleus
Molecular function (GO): RNA polymerase II transcription regulatory region sequence-specific DNA binding; DNA-binding transcription factor activity, RNA polymerase II-specific
Source: RefSeq, a predicted model, not a curated record